Messenger RNA from Xylaria bambusicola, 752 nucleotides. RefSeq lists its product as uncharacterized. The transcript has 3 exons. The record is from RefSeq and is a predicted model, not a curated record. Lineage: Eukaryota; Fungi; Ascomycota; Sordariomycetes; Xylariales; Xylariaceae. The coding region runs from base 198 to 632 and encodes 144 amino acids.
CUGAGCUCUAACACUCAGUAAGCGGCGUAACUGGGUUGACCUUAUGCAUACCCCGGCUGAGUGUCUGCUCCCUGGACAGUGGGAUCUGACAGCGUAGAGUUACGCCAGUAUGAUUUGAAGAGGCAUGAAAACAUGGCAGAUACGCCGAAACAUGCAUUCUAUAAAGAGCAUCUAUAACUGCAUAGCAAGCUUCCAAUAUGUCCACCGAGACAGUAAUCAACACCCCUCUGCCCGCCGAGGCUACUUCUCAGGCUGUUAUUAACACCCUACACAACCACGACCUAUACAUUAAGACGACAUGCCCCAAUCUCAUCUCGCAGAAGCACAUCUCCGGGACUCCAGGGCUGGACCAGCCGUGCGUCUAUGAGAUCACCGACAAGCGCGCCGUUGGCCAAACGACGUUUCAGAUGACGCUGACGAACGUCGCUGAGGGCCUCGACUCCCUCAUUGAGGGCAAGGCCCCAACGGGAGCUAUGACCAUCAAAAGCAAGUGGCGCGUCGUGGAGGGCGAACUCCAUGAAACCGUCGAGAUCGACAGUAACAUCGUCACGAAGAAGGUCAUCAAGGGGAAUGUCGAGAAGGCUCACCCCGGAUUUCACCAGGGCUUUUUUUCCGAGGCUGCUAAAGCUUGAAUGAACUAGGUGGAUAGAGCGUGGCUUUGAAAGCCGAUGUCGACCUCUAUUGAUGUCUUUCCUUUUGUCUUCAUAUCGUUUGGCUGCUCUAUAUACAUAACAAAAACCAAGAUAACGCAA